This is a messenger RNA of Lasiosphaeria miniovina, 1187 nucleotides long. RefSeq lists its product as uncharacterized. Bases 1 to 1065 code for a protein of 354 amino acids. NCBI's taxonomy places the organism in Eukaryota, Fungi, Ascomycota, Sordariomycetes, Sordariales, Lasiosphaeriaceae. The transcript is spliced from 2 exons. The record is from RefSeq and is a predicted model, not a curated record.
AUGGCGUCCCCAGCGUUUUCACGAGCGCUGGCGCCCCAGUCCCACCUGCUUCUGCUCGUGCGACUGGCGCACGCGGCCGUAACAGCCCGGUCCAACACCAUCACUACCACCACCAAGUCGACGACAACAUCAGCAAAAGCUCCCCCCCGACAACAACCAAAAGCAUCCGCCGCUACCAAGCCCAAGAAACUCACCGCGCCGCUCCUCGGCGGGGGCCCCGCCGGGGUCGUCGCACGGCGCGCCCUCCCAUCCUACGCCGAGCAGCUCGCAGCCAAGGAGCGGACGAUAAUCUACGAGGCACCGUCGCACGCGUGGUUCCGGGGGGCGAGCUUCUCGACGAGCGCCUUCUGCGUAGCCUACGCUGUGUACCAGUACUGGACCAUCUACCUGCACCCGCCGGACGAUCUGGCGUGGUGGGUGCCACACGCGUUCGGGGUCGUGUGCAUGUUCAUGGCGAGCAUGGGGGGCUACUUCGCGCUGGGCACGGCGCGCGUCGUCAAACAGAUCGACGUGGUGCCGUUCGCGCCGUUCCUGGCGUCGACGACCGCGACCGCGUCCAAAUCCAAGCGCCUGCUGCAGGUGUCGGCCGCGCUGCUGCGCGCCGCCAAGCAAAAGGCCGUGCCCCCCGUGCUAAUCGAGGUGGCGACGCGCCGGCCCUUCCCGUUCCUCCCCGCCAAGCGCCGCCUGUUCCUCCCCGACGAGGUCCAGCUGCCGUUCCGCAUGAACGGCGUGCUCUCCUCCACACCACCACCACCGCCAGCUUCUUUCCCCGGAACAGGUGCCGGAGGAAAAACAGCCACCACAGCGCAGGCACAGCGGGCCGAGCGCGAGCGGCGGGCGCGUGCGCGGCAGUACGAGCUGGACCACAUCAUGACGGCGCCGUUCCGCGACGCGUCGAAAGGCUUCCACCGCGUGUCGGAGCAGAUGUCGCGCGUCUUCACGGGCGGCGGCUUCGCGCGCAUCGACCUGCGUGGCGCCAGGCACAAACUCGACGUGACGGGCGGCUGGGCGCUCGACAACGGCCGCGCCAUGGACAGGCUCCUGACUAUCCGGUCUACUAAGUAAAUCCUGGGUGCUGUCUGGGUGCUAGCUGGUAGUAAAACAAACCUUUCUGCUACGUACUCAGCUCGGUGUAAUUAAUUACCUUGUGUAUAAGUAGCUAGAAAAAAAGAAACUAUACCCCUGUA